CCGAUUCUCUUUACACAUCACUGAACCGUUUUUGCUCUGGCUCUUACACACAGGUAGCCGAACGGUCCCUAAAGGAGGCCGCCGGUCUCCGAGGGUUACUUGCACUUAGACCUCGUGCUCCCGGCCCUUUGCUGACGCAUCCUGGCUCCGGCCUCGGCUUUCUGCGGAGUCAGUGGGGCUGCAGCGCUGGCUUCUCCUCCCGCGGGCGGCGGGUGAUGCUGUGCCUUGUUUUGAUGGCAGUGGAGUUAGUGAUUGUCAGCACCGCACUACAAUCAGCUAAUUACACUGCCUACAAACCGAGCACCGGGCGCCCGCCACUGCAGCUCCCGAGGGUCGGGCCCCUCGCCCCCUUUCGCCACGGUCGACAGGCGAGGGCGGCGGAGCGAGAGGUGCCUCAGGCUCCCGAGGCCCCUCCACACCCAGCAGGGCCGCGCGCGACCCCAGGUGAACCCCCAGGCGCUGAGGCCCCCUGUCCCCGCCGUCCCCCCCGAGACCCCCGACUCAGCCCGGACCCCAGGGCAUCCGGCCCGAGUCCUUCUUCCCGCAAGCCGGGUCUGACCCGCCUCCAACAACUUCUUCACGGCUUCCAGACCCAAGUCUAGAGCCGGUUCUGUCCAGCCCGCGCGCCCCGCAGCUCCUACUGGCCGAGUGACCGUGGCUCAGCGACCAACCGCCCUUGGAACCCCGAGGCCGAGGGGGCGGGGCGAGUGGGGGAGGGGUGGCAGAAGCUACCAGAAGGGGCAAUGGGAGGGCUCCUGCAGAGCCUCCUGGGAAGGGGCCGGGGAGAUGGAGAGACAGAUUCUUGAGAAGUUUAUCUUCACAGUGUAGUUACUGCUACAUCGAAGAAAGAAGCGCAGAGACCUACAUCCAUCUCUCCUUCCCAAUAUAUUGCCCAAGAAGCCCCAGGCCUCCUCACUGUUCAUAUGCCCAUUCUCAGAAACCGCUUCCCAGGCGUCUCAUCUGGAGCCUUCCUGCCUGAGCAGGCCUGGGCACUCAUACCUGCAGGAUUGCCCUUGCCUGUACCCAAGUUCUUUCUUAGGACUACCUCUUACAGGGCCAUACAGUGAAGUGUGGGCCACUCUUCUGGUCAAACAUUGAACCAACACCCUUGUUGCAGAUUAAGAAAACCUUGAUGGAUUUGAAAAAUAACUGGUGAGAUCUUCAUUUUACUGCCGACUCUUUACACUGUAUAUGACUGGAUCGGUUGCUUGAAGAGAAAGAAACAGCAAUUGCAAGAGUUUUGUAAGCCACAUUUUCCAACGGCGGUCCUCUGAAGCCUGAAUAUUUGACUCUAUGUCUCUACACAGACUGCUUUGGAAUCAUGAGAGACGAAAUUGCAACAGCAGUUUUUUUUGUCACAAGAUUGGUGAAAAAGCAUGAGAAACUGAGUACUCAACAGAUAGAAACCUUUGCACUAAAGCUGAUGACCAUCUUGUUUGAAAAGUACAGAGGUCACUGGCACCCUGACUGCCCUUCCAAGGGGCAGGCUUUUAGGUGUAUCAGGAUAAACAACAAUGAGAAUAAAGACCCUGUUUUAGAAAGGGCUUGUGCUGAGAGUAAUGUGAAUUUUUUUCAUCUGGGACUUCCAAAGGAGAUGACCAUAUGGGUCGAUCCCUAUGAGGUGUGCUGUAGGUAUGGUGAGAAAAAGCAUCCCUUUACAAUUGCUUCUUUUAAAGGUAGAUGGGAGAACUGGGAGUUGGCUCAGCAUGUCAGCUGUGCAGUUAACAGAGCCACGGGAGACUGCUCCUCUGGCACAUCUUCUGAUGAAGAAAGCUGCAGCAGGGAGGCCCAGAUCAUCCCCAAAGUGAACAACCCAAAGAGCGUCUACCAGGUUGAAAAUUUCAAACAGUCAUUGCAGCCGUGGUUCUGCCUCCCCCGUAGAAAGCAUUUGGCAGAUGGUCGUGGGUUCCUCCCGGGGGCUGCUUGCCACCCAGUGCCCAAGAGCUCUAAGUGGUGCCGGCCAGCUUCGCGCAGGGUGGACAGAUAUCACUGGGUCAACGCACAACUGUUCAGUGGUCAGACAGCACCAGGAGAGCCUGGAGAAGAGGCCUUGUCUUCCCUAAAGCAAAAAUGAGGCUAAAGCCAAGAAAUGCCCCCAGUAGAAAAAAAUGCCUGCUUCAGGAAUGUGAGCACAGAAGGCUGUCCUUGCACACAGACCAGCACUUGACUUUUAGCUACUUUUAAUUCUUAUUUAACUUUAUGUAAAAUUUUAUGAACACUAGUGAAUAUAGGUGCCUAGAAAAGUGAUAGAACAGAGAUGUUGCCGGUGAUAAAAUAAAAUGAAUUAUAGGAAGGAAGACUUGAAAUAAAUACUCUUGUGUUUUUAACAAACUUCUAGUUCAGUUUGUUGCAAGACAGUUUUAAGUCUUGUUUUAAUCAUUGUUUUAAAAGUAGGUUUUCAACUAAGGAAGAUUGAUCCUGACAAAAUCCCCUCUGGACUUGUCUUUUUUUUUUUUUUUUUUUCCUUGUAACCAGUCUAUUUUAUAAAUCUGUUAAAAGCUUGGUGGAAAAUUUAAAGAUAAAUCCCUUUUUAUGUCUUUUUAAAAGUUUGAUUUACAACUGAAAGUGAGUAGAUUUACUGAUAUCAUCUAUUUUAUAAAAGUGGUACUUGCUUCUAAUAAAGUAUUCAAACUAAGCCAAGAAA
Mus musculus (house mouse) is the source of this 2644-nucleotide messenger RNA. RefSeq names its product BTG anti-proliferation factor 4 (gene Btg4). The coding region runs from base 1322 to 2074 and encodes 250 amino acids. The record is from RefSeq and is a predicted model, not a curated record. The transcript has 7 exons. NCBI's taxonomy places the organism in Eukaryota, Metazoa, Chordata, Mammalia, Rodentia, Muridae.